Botrytis porri is the source of this 2391-nucleotide messenger RNA. RefSeq lists its product as uncharacterized. The coding region runs from base 1 to 2391 and encodes 796 amino acids. Gene Ontology annotation, cellular component: nuclear origin of replication recognition complex. The record is from RefSeq and is a predicted model, not a curated record. Lineage: Eukaryota; Fungi; Ascomycota; Leotiomycetes; Helotiales; Sclerotiniaceae. Gene Ontology annotation, biological process: mitotic DNA replication checkpoint signaling; DNA replication initiation. The transcript is spliced from 4 exons. Gene Ontology annotation, molecular function: ATP binding; chromatin binding; DNA replication origin binding.
AUGUCACCAACUCCAAUACUACCUCCGUCAAAGGCCAUACCUCCUCCAGCAAAGGCAAUUGUACCCACAGAUGCAAAAACACGAUUAAAGAAAGCUGAGAAUGCUAGAAAACGUUUGGUAGCUGGCCGGACGCUGAGAGAGGAUUCGGAUCAAGACGAGGGCUCGGACGACGAGGCUGAAUGGCAAUGGAUAUAUGAUGACGAGAAUUCCGAAGAAAACGCUUCGCCAUCGCAGACCAGUGCUAAAGGGGGCGAAGAUUCAUCAGCUAAGAGAACGCGUCGGCUCUCGAAAGGUGCAGGAGCUAGGAGGAUUGUCGGUGCCAGGGCUGGAAAGACGGUCUGCAGGAUUACAGAUUGUGUUUUGAUAAAUAACGAUACUUCGAAUACAAAUUGGGUUGGAAUUAUCUCAGGGUUUGACGAGGAUGAGGGCUAUGACGAGAAUGCCGAAUCAUACCAUGAUAUAAUGAAAGCCAAUAUUUGGUGGUUCUGUAGCCCAAAUGACAUUCACAAUAAAACGAAGAAGCGAUUGGAUUUUCUGGAAAAUGAGCUCUACAUCUCUUCUGAUCUCGAUACAAUUUCACUGGCGACCAUCAAUGGCGUAGCUACGAUCCUAUCCGAAGAUGCAUUCAAAGCCAACUUCCCAACUGGAAAAAUACCUAGAAAUCGAAAAGAAAAUGGGAAAACAUUCAUAUGUCGCCGAGGAUUACACAGCAAAUCUGUCACAUAUACAGAUGAAUUCGUGUGGGAUGAUGUAUACCACAAUACAGAGGAAAGUGUUGAACAAUUGAUCGAGAAGAUCGAAAAUAGCUUGCCAAGCAACAAGAGAAAGAAACUGGUCGUCCCUAACCUUAAGAAGAAAAAGAAGCUUGAUGACGAUGGUGACGCAAGUGUGGCAUCUGAACAUGAUGAUGAUUAUGAAGUGGAUGAAGAAAUCUUAUCAACACCGAGGAAAAGGCAAAAGACUACCAAAGCUAUAACCCCUCGAAAACCACGCACACCCUCCAAGCUACUUACUCCCAGUCACAAACGGAUCGUCGUUAAGAAGCCUUUAGAAUUCACGCCCCUGGGAAUGCGUAUGCUCUCACCAUCAGUUAAUGCUUCUCCAUUUCAAACAGCUCGAUCACGACUUCACGUUUCAUCCGUUCCUGAUACCCUUCCCUGUCGCGAAGAAGAAUUCUCAUCGGUAUAUACACAUCUUGCAGCUGCUAUUACAGAUGGUACUGGCUCCUGUAUAUAUAUCUCUGGAACUCCGGGAACUGGAAAAACUGCAACGGUACGAGAAGUUGUGGCACAGCUUAAUGCAUCUGUUUCAGCCGAUGAAUUAGAUCCUUUUAUUUUCGUCGAGAUCAACGGAAUGAAAGUAACAGAUCCGCAUCAAUCAUAUGCAUUGUUGUGGGAAGCUCUGAAAGGAGACCGUGUGAGUCCAAGUCACGCAUUGGAUUUAUUGGAAAGGGAAUUCAGCAAACCAUCCCCAAGACGAGAGCCAUGCGUUGUUUUGAUGGACGAAUUAGACCAACUGGUAACGAAGAACCAAAGCGUGAUGUAUAAUUUCUUCAACUGGCCUGGUCUGAGGCAUUCCAAACUGAUUGUACUCGCUGUGGCCAAUACCAUGGAUUUACCUGAGCGUACCCUUUCCAACAAAAUCUCUUCACGUCUGGGUCUAACUCGUAUAACCUUUCCCGGCUAUACCCACGAGCAACUUCAAACAAUCAUAAUCUCCCGUUUAACUGACGUUCCCGCCCACCUGAUCCACCCCGACGCAAUCCAAUUCGCUUCUCGCAAAGUCGCCUCCGUAUCCGGCGAUGCUCGUCGCGCCCUUGAUAUUUGUCGUCGUGCCGUCGAAAUCGCCGAAUCGGAAUCACUAUCCAUCCCGAAUACACCUUCUAAAACACCGGGCAAAGAAGAAAAGAGGGGGAAAGGUGUAGUCAGCAUAGCGACGGUUAAGAAGGCUAUCAAUGAAGCGACAUCGAGUCCACUGCAACAGUACUUGAGAGCCUUACCGUUGGCGACAAAAAUGUUCUUGGCUGCGUUGGUAUUGAGAUUGAGGAGGGCGGGGACAGGGGAGUGUCUUGUGGGAGAGGUGGUCGAUGAGUGUAGGAGGAUGGCAAAGCUGGAUACAGGGGGCAGUGUAGUGGGGUUUUUGCUUACGGGUGCUGGAGCUGCUGGAAUCGUUAAUGUUGGAGAUAAAACUAGAGGCAAACAAGCAGGAAAAGGAGCAAGAGUUCAGGGAAUGGGCGAGGCGGCAAUGGAAUUAAUGGAGGCAGGUGUUAUAGGAAUAGAAGUGAGAAAGGCAGAGAGGAUGGGCAAGGUUCGGUUGGGAAUUGGAGAGGAAGAUGUUAAGGUUGCUUUUAAGGAUGAUCCGGAGAUUAGGGGCUUAGGUUUCGUGGGAUAG